AUGGAUCCGUUUGAGAUGCUCCUACGGGAAGUGCUGGAUAAACCAAGCGUUGCUGGUUUGCAGAUGAUUUGCGCGCAAAUAGAAGCCUACGACAAUUAUAAACCACAAAGGGUGAAGGAUAUGGCAUUGAAAGCGAUCAGGAAAAUUACAGAAGAGGGAACAUUAGCUUCACAGGAGGAUAUGCUUCGUUUGUACAAACUACUGGCAAAAUAUAGCAAGAAAAUGGGUUCAGCCAAGAUCUUCGAAAAACUUGAAGAAGAAGACUUGUUCCGAAACUCGCUCAAAUUUUAUCUUUUGUGGGCAGAAAGUUAUGCGAAGGAAGGGAAUGUAACGAAGUUUUCUAAUGUUGUGGAUCUGGCCAAGAGACGGCUUCAUCAGCUCUCAACAUUUGAUGUGGAAGCUGGUUUUAGGGAUCUUGUCGACCAGUUUCUCCCAUCUUGUGAUCUCUUUAACGAUGAAGAAACUAUGGCGGCUUUCUGCAGAAAACCGUCCGAUUCACGAACAAAGAAAAGUAUGCCGCCGAAUCUUACAAGCUAG
Messenger RNA from Cylicostephanus goldi, 537 nucleotides. The record is from the annotation of a GenBank genome assembly. NCBI's taxonomy places the organism in Eukaryota, Metazoa, Nematoda, Chromadorea, Rhabditida, Strongylidae.